Chiloscyllium plagiosum (whitespotted bambooshark) is the source of this 1712-nucleotide messenger RNA. The record is from RefSeq and is a predicted model, not a curated record. NCBI's taxonomy places the organism in Eukaryota, Metazoa, Chordata, Chondrichthyes, Orectolobiformes, Hemiscylliidae.
CUGCAGCAGGGAGGUGAUGACGUCACGUUUGCUGCUUUAAAAAAAUGGUGGUUGCUGUGGAGCCGGGAACCGGGAGCUUUAGAAACGGUUGGGGUUGUGCUUGGCAGCAGUAAGGACUGGGCAGCAGGUAAAGUGGCCCAGCGAGGAUCAGCAGCAUGUCCGGAGACUGUGUCGUGGGGGGCUUGGUGCUGAGUGAGCAAGAGGAGAAGCGCUUCUCCGACCUUUUCUCAUUGACUCUCGCAGACGCCGAUACCACAGGCAGAGUUGCAGCCGGAGCUAAAGUUGGCGAGUUAUUCCGAGCCUCGCAGCUCCCUGCAGACACUUUGCACCAGAUCAUGAACCUAUGUGGUGCGAAGCAACUGGGUUAUUUUGGCCGUAGUCAGUUUUACAUUGCCCUGAAACUAAUAGCUGCAGCCCAGGCUAGCCUUCCAGUACAGCUAGAAAGCAUUAACUGCGAAUUGCCUCUUCCUCAAUUCCCUGCACUGAAGAUUGACAAUGAGAUACAAAAAGGAAACCUGUCCCAAAGUGCAGAAAUCCAUGGGCAAGUGGGGCGCACAAUCUCAUUAGUGAGCUCCUCCAGAGGCAUAGAGACUGUGGCAGGAAAAAUGGAGCCUGUGUCUGCAGUUCCAUUGCCCUUCAACUCUCCUCCUUCUUCACCAUCAUACCAAAAGAAUCAAGCAGUAAGUGGAGAUGGGAGACCAAGAUUUGGUUUUGAUCAAAACCAAACAGCCGCUCACGAAGGAAGCCCAACAGCAGGCUCCAUUGUAUAUCCAAGUGGACAAACACAUGGGAACUAUAUAUCCAAGCCUUCACUUCCUCACUCUAUUUACACUCUGAAGCAACCAACUGUACAACCAACAGACCCAGAAAUACAGGAGGACCCUUCGGAUGACACUGAUGACCCCUGGAGGAUAACAGAGGAACAGCGAGAGUACUACUUCAAUCAGUUUAAAACAUUGCAGCCUGAUAUGAAAUCUCUCAUUUCUGGUUCCGUUGCAAAGGACCUCUUUACAAAAUCCAAGCUUCCCAUCCGAGAGCUCUCUCAUAUAUGGGAGCUCUCUGAUGUGGAUUGUGAUGGAGCGUUGACACUGUUCGAGUUCUGUGCUGCCUUUCACCUUGUCGUAGCUAGGAAGAAUGGUUAUUCCUUGCCAGCCAUGCUCCCAGAGACACUGAUGCCUGAAUAUCUACAGAGGAGUGAAGCGUUUCCACAGUUGACGCAUGAAGUUGUACUAUUGGGUUCCACUGGUAACUCGGCUGUUGAGUCUCUAGCAGGGCAACAGCAAUGGAUGAACUGGAAUCACAGUGAGGAGAAUGUUAUAGCUGAAUUGUCUGCAAGUACCCUCCGGCAGCCAGAACGUCUCUCCCACAAUGAGAAAGCAGAUUUAAUUCUGAGCACAAAUGCCAGAUUCAAACAAGUAGCAGCUGAAUGCCAGACGAGUGAAGAUACGUUUUUCUUAUCUAAAGCAGGCUCAGCUCUUGUUAACAUCUUUGUUGGUUACCAUGAGAAGCGUGUCUCUGAUGGAAUGACUACUAACUGCUUCCGAUAUAACGAUGACCUGCUUCAAUACUUGAAUCAGCAGCUGCAACAAAUAAUUUCUUUGAGGCAUACAAAGCUACCUCCUGCACCCAAAUUUACUGUUGAAAUGCAGCGAUCAAUCAGACUGCCUUUUCUUGAUGAGUUAGCUGAGAAAUUUGCCAUUUGGCUCUCGUGA